AUGACAGCGGUUCCAGAUGUGCCAGCAGCAAUGGUGAACAACCAGUUCUUUGAUGAGUUCACAGACAAGGUGCGGGUGAAGCCGAUUCCGUGGGAGGGCUACUCGCGUGCCGGGCUCAUCAGCAGCGUGGAGCUGGGGCAGCUGAGGGAGUUCCAGCAGAAACAGCAGGAAGGGAAGGAGGUGGGUGGGUACGCGGGGCUUCUUUUGGAGCUGGCCGACCGGCUGUCGAGCAUUGACGCGCAGCAGUACCUUUUGGUGAGCCUGGACGACCUGGUGGACAGCAGCGGGGCGGAGCUGGCGGAGCUGGCAAAGUCUGGGGAGCUGGCGCGGGUGCUGUUCCGGAGCAUGGAGAAAAAGGACGACUACCUGGGAUUGAAGGCGGGCAAGAUCCUGGUCGGCGUGCUGGCAGGGGCGCCGGGGCUGCAGCGCGGGUUCCGGUACGGGCGGCUGUACGAGUACCUGUCCGGGUGCAUGCGCAGCGAGCUGACGUCGGUUGCGGACGUGGCGAUCCAGAUCCUGCAGUCGGCGCUGCGGGAGCGGCGGGCGCGGACGGUUCUGUUCCACGAGUCGUCUGGGUGCUCUGUGGGGCAGCGCAGCGCCAAGGGCGUGGUGGCGGUGCCGCAGACACAGUACGAGGGAGGGCUGGACAAGCAGUACGACGUGAUCCCGGCGAUGGUGGAGAUUGCGCGCAGUGCGGUCAAGGAGAAGGUGAUCCGGAUCAUCGUGGCGACAUGGCGCAAUAUGCUGGGGCUGGCGGCGGCAGCCAAUGUGCCGGCGAUGCUGGUGGCCAAGGCGGGCCGCAACUUCAAGGACGCGGAUCUGAAGGAGGAUUUGCGGGAGCUGGCGGAGGAGCUGGCGGGCCAUGCGGGCGGGAUGACGACAUGGGACGAGUACGUCAAUGAGGUCAAGUCGGGGCGGCUGGAGUGGAGCCCGGCGCACCGGUCGGAGCAGUUCUGGAAGCUGCACGUGCGCAGGAUGGACGAGGACGACCACCGCGUGGUGCGCGACCUGGCGCGCGUGCUGGAGGCGGGCACGGGCGAGACGGCGCUGGCGGUGGCCUGCCACGACCUGGCGCAGUACAUCAAGUUCAACCCCGACGGCAAGCGCCUGCUGGCGCGGAUCGGGGCCAAGGCGCACGUGAUGGCGCUGAUGACGAGCGAGCACAAGGAGGUGCGGUACGAGGCUCUGCUCUGUGUGCAGCAGCUCAUGCUGAACGCCUGGCAGAAUUAG
This is a messenger RNA of Linderina pennispora, 1230 nucleotides long. Its product is annotated as ARM repeat-containing protein. Gene Ontology annotation, cellular component: vacuolar proton-transporting V-type ATPase, V1 domain; fungal-type vacuole membrane. Lineage: Eukaryota; Fungi; Kickxellomycota; Kickxellomycetes; Kickxellales; Kickxellaceae. Gene Ontology annotation, biological process: proton transmembrane transport. The record is from RefSeq and is a predicted model, not a curated record. The coding region runs from base 1 to 1230 and encodes 409 amino acids. The transcript is spliced from 4 exons. Gene Ontology annotation, molecular function: proton-transporting ATPase activity, rotational mechanism.